UUCUAUAAAUACGAACUGUCAAAAAACGGGAGUCUGAAAAAAAAGAUUUUAUUGUGAAUUUAUUGAAAUAUUUUUGAUUAUUUCUACACAUAAAAAAUGUCGGAUAACAAGGAAGUAGCGAAUAAGGACGUGGAUCCUGAAUUGGAUGAUUUAUUAGACAGUGCACUCCAAGACAUGACAAAGAAGGAGAGCGCAGAGGAGCAGAAGCCCGAGGGCUCUGGCGAGCUCGCACAGAACAUGUGGAGCGAGGAGUUCAUUAAGGAGGCGGCCGCUCAGUUCGAAAGCAACAUGGCCGCCAUUCUCGGCAGCUUUAACGGUGUCCCAGAGGAACAAAUCACACAAGAACAGAUCGCUCAGACGUUUUCCAAAAUGGCUGAGGCAGCCGCGCAGGUGCUGAAGCCCUCGGGCGCCGAGGGCCCGGCCGAGAGCCCCGCUGACCACGAAAAGAUUGAUGAGGUGUCGGCAGCGAUCUCCCAAACGCUACAGAAUUUGAACAGCAACACAGAGAACCUUCAGACCCCGUUCUCCGACCAAGACUUGGCGAAUAUGUUCGGUAACUUCAACUUGGCUGAUGGGGGACAGGACGGCAACAUGUUCGUUCCUUUCAUGCAAGGCAUGAUGCAGUCUCUGCUCUCGAAGGAAGUACUGUAUCCAUCGUUGAAGGAGCUAGUGGAUAAAUACCCGGCGUGGUUACAAGAGAACAAGGGGAAGAUUGAGCAGAGCGAAUAUGAGAGGUUCUCGAGCCAGCAGCAGCUGAUGCGGGAGGUGUGCGCGGAGCUGGAGCCCGAGCUGGACUCUGACCCGGACGAGGUCAAGAGGAGGCGCUUCGAGAAAGUGCUCGACAUGAUGCAGAGGAUGCAAGACCUGGGCCAGCCCCCCACGGAGCUGGUGGGCGACAUGAGCUCAGCGCCGCACGGCUUCGCGUCCCCCGCGGGACGCGAGGCCGCGCAGUGCUGUCUCAUGUAGCCGGCCGCCGCCACUCGCGACACUCUGCCCGGGCUAAAUUGUAGAGCGUAGCCACGUGAGACGGAACUAUUGCGAAUAAGGGACAAAAGAGGGAAUUAAAAAAAAGUAAAAAUCGAUAAAACGCUCAGAUGAAAUAGAAGCGACAGAAUUAGCGCUCUGUCUCUUUCUACUUGUGUAUUUAUAGAAAGUCUCUUGUUAACUGAAAUGUAUUUGGCGAUGUCUAUAAUUUUGUCUGUCUACGCUUUACAAUAUGGAGAUGAGAUGUGACUUUGACGGCUUAUUCUGUCGUCGAUUUUGACAUGUAUUGGAAACUGAUAUGGGUUAAGGAGCGCUUCGUAAAGUUUAUUGACGCUUCGCAAGGCUUCGUGAUACUUCGGACGGUGUAUUAAAAAUUUUCGGUGACAAAGUGAUGCUUCGUUGUACUUCGCGUCACUUCCGAAGACUUCGUUACACUUGGAAAAGCUUUUGAAGUCAUAGUAAAAGUAUAAAAAAUAUUAGAAACAUUAAUUCCAAUUGAAUUUUCCAUAUAUUUCUACUAUUUCGGCUGUAAAUUUAUACACUUUUACACUGCCAUCAUUCUCUGUUGUUGUGUGUCUCGAAAAUUUCGCGAAGCGCUUCGUAACACAACGGACGGAAAGAAUGGAAAUUUUGAAAUUCGCGUCAAAAAUAUGGUGCUCUGAGGACUAAUGCUCGUGAUGUAUUUUUUAAAUCAUUAACUCAUGGACUACAGCGCGAGUGUCAAAAUUGUGUAUAUAUAUUCGUUAUUUGUUUUUUUUAAUAGUUUUACAUAUAUACAUAUAAAUAUGUAUAAAAUAUGUGUUUUAUUUUAUUCACAUUGGAGUGUAAUUUUCCUUGUAUAAAAUUAUACAUUUUAUACUACUGAUUUGGUAUACCUUUUCAGUAGUAUGAAAUAAAAUAGGUUUUGUUAUAUUCCAUUCCGUGUUUUUAUGGAAAUUCGUUGGAAAAAUCUACAUCUUAAUUUCUCUAGAAUCUAUCGUAAUAAAGGAAUAUUCUUUUAAAUGUAAUUGAUGGUUUCAGAGAUUACAGCGUUCUAACAAACAAACACUUUUAUUUAUUCGUGUAUUAGAUCUCGAAAUAGUCACAAAACGAGAAAUAUAUAAUUUUAAAUUAUAACAUUAGAUUUAUUACAAGACAUAGCAUUUAUUUAUUACACAAGACUUUUGAGGUUCGUUUCAGGGCUCUGUGCCAACCGUAAAUUAUUUAAGUCGUGACAUGCAAAAUUAGAAGCAGGACUUGAAGAUACAAGCAACGUUGGGCUUUAAUAUUAUGAGCCUUAAAACUCAAUUUUGCUUGGCAUCGUAUUAUGAUACGUAAGCUCCGUAUUUUUUUACAAGUCUUAUGUAAACAAUCCAUGUCUUUUUAUGAUUUUACAGCACAAUAAAUUAAAACAGACUUCAGGAAAUUACUUUGGUGGUUAAUAAACGUUUUACUUUAGAAUGUGUAGAUUUGAGCUAAUAUUUGAUUUAUUUUCAACAAAAUUCAAGUAGUGGGAACAUUGUUUACUUGUUAGGACUUGUAAGAAAAAAAUCGAGUGUAGUACAGUCAACAGCACAUCAAGCUACCCUGCAUGAUCCUCUAUGGUGCGGUAAUAGCGACGAGUUUGCAAUUAAUUUGGGUAGGUUGAUGUGCUGUUGACUGUACGUACGUACAUUCAAGAACAGUUACAAACAUGAAUUUUGUUAUGAAAUAUUUAUAGAAAUAUAUUGGUUUCUUGGUUAUUGGUAUUAGUUUUGGUAGAGGUGUGUUGUGCCAAAGAUCGACAACACAACACUUUAGAAAAAAUGUCAGAAACAGUUUCAUUCGUAAAAUUACGAUUAUAAUUCGACCAAUUUAAAUGUGUCUUGCCCGAUCGCGCUAAUAAUUUUCGCUGAAUCAUAAUUCACAUCAUCUAUUUAGAACGAACUCGGUGACGCAGUGGUAAAGUUCUUGCCACCGAACCGAGAGGUCCCGGGUUCGAUCCCCGGUCAUGAUGGAAAAUUAUCUUUUUCUGAUUGGCCCAGAUCUUCGAUGUUUAUCUAUAUAUGUAUUUGUUAUAAAAUAUAGUAUCGUUGAGUUAGUAUACCAUAACACAAGUCUCGAACUUUGGUGCUAGCUCAAUCUGUGUGAUUUGUCCUAAUAUAUUUAUUUCUCUAUUUAGAAGUUACACCUUCACAGACACUACAUCACGUCAAAUUUUAUGUUAUAUAGUGAUUUCUUAAGAAGCUACAAGGUACCGAUAUUUCGGAACGACCGUUGCCGAGAAGAAAUGCCGAUCGCAAGCUAACUUAAAUCAUAUCGUUAUUUUUUUACCUAAACUGAACCGUAAACCAACCAAUGUCUAUGUCGAAUGAAAACCAAAUCAUUUAUUCAGAAAUUAUACCUUCACAGGCACAUUUCCACGUCAUGUUCUAAAUUAAAUAAUAUUUAACAAAGCUACAAACUACUAGCAUUUCGGAACGACUGAAACAGAAACAGAACGCUGAGAAGAAAUAAAUAUAUUAGGACAAAUCACAAAAAAAAAGAAAAUAAACUCAUUCAAACAGCGUUGGUCCCUAUCAUGCCUUUGUAUUGCGCAGUAUGCCAGGCUUACCAUUUUGUAUGCUGUUGUCAAAAUUGCAAGUUUCGAAGAUGCAAUUGUAACAGGAAUGGUAAAAAAAAUGCCAAAAUGUAAAAGAUUGAAUUGCGAUGCAGCGGAAAUUAUUAGCAAGACUGUGGAGCUGGGGGCUACCAUGAAACAUACAACACGCCAUUGCGUCCAUCCGUUCUCUCUUUCACACGAUGCGUACACGGUAUGCGAAAACGAGACAGCAUGUUGCCGUUAGUAACGUGCGACGUGCUUGUAUCCUUCGUGGUAGGCCUUCAGUUAUAUCUAAAAAGGAGUUGAUAUAUUUUAACUAAAUUAAUUUGUUACUAUUAAAAUGUAAAAUAUUCUGAAAUGUGAUCCCAUUAUCAAAGCGGAGUGGAGUUGGUUUUAAUUUGUUUGAGUGUUUGUACAAUCAACAGAACAUAAAGCUACCCAGCAUCAUUGCAAAUUCGUCCCUAUUACUGUCACAUAGAGUACCAUAUAGUGUAGCUUGACAUUCAUUUUAUUGUACAUGUUUUAACUACAGUCUCAGAAAACUGAUUUUUCGAAAUAAUUUUUUUUUCUGUUGCAAUACCAAAUUGGAAUUAAAAGUCAUGAAACUAUUUAGGUACAGUCUGUCAAGAAAGUGAUGAAAACUAAAACUAUUUUUUUUUGCAUUGCAACACCAAAUAAAAUUAACAUGAUUGGUUGAUAAACCCAGUGUUGCCAGCCAACAGAACACAGCGCCCUUAUUUAUUUGCUACUUUUUAUAAGCAGACUGUAUAUUUUAUCAUAGAAAUAUACACAUUAAUCCUAUACUAUUCAUUAAAAAGAUAAGCAUACUUUUUACUUUACUAAGCUAAAGUAUGUUUAGUCUUGUUCUGUUAAUGCGAAAUUUUGUAAAGUGCUAUAGUGACACAACAUACUUUAGCUUAUAGUAUGCUGUAUAUUUGUUAUGAAUAAAAUGGUAAAAAUAUUAAUAUAAAUAAAAAAUAAUCUGAUUCUAAUUAAAUGUUAUUAGUAUUGAUGGAUUAAUUUAUGAAACACAUGUGAUUGUGACUGUACUUACGGUGGUUCUCGAACUUCUCGAGAAUGCGCGGACACGGCGAGGAAAUGUUCUCGGUAAUUCUAGAAAAAAAUAUUCAUAACGUUCCCUUUAAAUUAUCAAUGAGAAUUUUCUUGAAAUUCUGCGGGAAUUUUCAUGGGAGGAAAUUUUCGAGAACACAAUUUCUCUGUGGCACUUCGCAAAUUUUGUUCGCUCUGCUCCGUAUAAAAAAAGUAUUUAUGACGGCACAAAUUGACACAAUAUAUUUGUAUAAUAAUUUAAUUGUAUCGUGUUUAAUUUAUUAGUUGAUUAGUUCAGUUGUUUAAUAAAAAAUAUAAAAGUUG
Messenger RNA from Plodia interpunctella (Indianmeal moth), 4918 nucleotides. RefSeq names its product Peroxin 19 (gene Pex19). The record is from RefSeq and is a predicted model, not a curated record. The transcript is spliced from 8 exons. Lineage: Eukaryota; Metazoa; Arthropoda; Insecta; Lepidoptera; Pyralidae. Gene Ontology annotation, biological process: protein import into peroxisome membrane. The coding region runs from base 97 to 966 and encodes 289 amino acids. Gene Ontology annotation, cellular component: peroxisomal membrane; peroxisome.